Molecule: messenger RNA, 2916 nt
Organism: Closterium sp. Yama58-4
Lineage: Eukaryota; Viridiplantae; Streptophyta; Zygnematophyceae; Desmidiales; Closteriaceae
Source: the annotation of a GenBank genome assembly
AUGCAUGGGUUAUUCUGCAUAGAAAUUGGACGCACUGCAUUUUGGGACCUACCCUCCGAACCCCCUGUGGUCCACACCCCGUUCGAAUGCAGUAGUAAGAAUCAAAAUUUUCGCUUUCAAUUACGGGGAUGGCUGCUCAUGUCGAUAUACGCGUCGCCGUACGGCGCGUCAGACGAUGGCGGCAUGCCGGACGAGCUUCCCCGAACCAUCAGCCUCGAGCGGUCCUUUGCUGCCCUUUACGGGUUGCAGAACAGCCAGCAGCAGCAGCAACAGCAGCAGCAGAGGAAGUUUCGCGGAUGGACCAAGAUGGGUUCAUUCUUCGGUUCGUCCAAUUCCAACACAUCCGCUGAAGCCUCCCGCCGGGGCUCCGCUGCAGGUUCGUCAGCGGAGGCUCGGAAAGCAAAUGCGGCCCCGUCCCUGCUACGAACAGUAUCGCUACCCAGUCGCGCUGCUGCGCUGAAAGCACAGCAGCAGCAACAACAGCAGCAGCAGCAGCAGCAGGAGGUGCAGCAGAUGCAGAGGGCGGUGCGAUCUGCGGAGGAGGAGGAGAGAGAAAGACAGCGACAAAUCGAAAUGUUUGGCACCGUUCUCGCUGACGACGUGCCGCUUCCCCCGCCGGGAUUUGAAUACGGCUCCGACUUCUCCCCCGACCGCCCUUCCUCCCCUCCCCCUGCCGUAGCAGCGCCGCCGUCGCCGCCAGAAGGGGCGGUGGGUCAGGGGUACGGGGAGAGACCUGGCGCAGAUUAUGAGGGCGGCAGUAGCGACUGCGAGGGCGGCGGUAGCGACUGGGAAGGUGGUCGUUCUGUAACGAAUGGAAAAGUCGCAGGAGGAGAGGGAGGGGGGCCGGCGGAGUAUUGCCCGCGGGCAGUGCGCGAGUUUAGGCGCACGACGUCGUCGCCCGUGCCCAAGUGCCCGCCGGCUUCCGCGCCUGCGGGCGCGGCGGGCGCAAGAGACCGGCGCCUGGCGGGGGAGUGUGUGGGGGCGACCUUAAACGGGCCCUUCAGCAGCGGCGGGGGCGCCGGAAGCGGAGCGAGUAUGGGCGGCGGCGCGGUUGGCGCCAGGGCGGACGACGUGCGCGUUGGUGGUGGGAGCGCUGGGAUCGGCGGGAGCCCUGCGCUUGCUGGUCGCGCCACGAGCGGCACCGCAGAGGUCAUGGGGACUCCGUCCCGCGCGUCUGCGCCGUUUGUUGCGCCUCCCGCCGCCAGCAGCAAGCCGCCCGUGAGAGGCGGGUUCGGGCGCAGCACGAGUGUCACGCAGACGCAGGGGAAUGCCGCGGAGGCCGCCGCUCCUGCGGGUGUGGCUGGCAGCGGCGGGGGUGGUGGGUUGGGAGGGCGGAGGUCGUUUCGGCGCGCCAUGUCGAUGGAGCUGCGGCCGCGCGCGCGACUCAACAGGGCGCCGCUCGCCCUCAACCCUCUCGACGCCUCCCCGCCGCCUAACAGCGCCGCCAGCGCAUUCCCCCGGCCCCCCGUCCCAUGGGCAGCAGCGGACGACCCAUGCUCCCCCUCCGCCCCCGUUCCCGCCCCCCACAAGCAGCCACCCCCGUCUCUCCCCACGUCGUCCUCCCCCUUCGGCCGUCCUCCCCCCAGCAGCAACCACAGCGCCCGCGGGUGGGCGGCGUGGACGCAGGCAGAUGAAGCCUCCCCCAGAGCCGCCUUCGCGCCGCCCUUCUUGCGCUCCUCGUCCGUCGGAGGCCCCCCCCCAUCCUCCCUGCGCAACAGAGAGCUGCCCCCGCCCGCCCCCCCCUACAGCGCGCACCCGAACCCACAUGCAGGGAUAGGCGCGUGGGCAGGGGCAGGCGGAGGGGGGAUGGGCGCAGCGGCGGGCGGAUGUUAUGGGUGGGCGUCCCCGGGGUCACAGCGGUCGCUCAGUCCCGAACGCGCGGAGAGCCAGCAGCGGCCGCUGGGUCUGGUGCAGGAGAGCAGCGAGGAGGGCGUGAAGGCGGGCACGGCGGAGAGGCGGAGCGGCAGGGAGGAGCGUGGCGGCGGGGGGAGGGGCCUCAGGGGGCGGAGUGGGGAGAGGGGCGGGGAGGCGAGGAGGAUGGGUGGGCGGGCGAGGGAGAGGUGUGCGGGGGAUGAAGGCAGGGCUAGACGGCAAGACGCGGAGAGUGGGAGCGAGAGUGAAGACGACAUUGGGCGCAAGAGAGCCCAGCAGCAGCGCGCACGUGUGGGCGGCGGGGCGCGGGCGUUUGGGGAGGGGCGAGGGGGGGCGAUGGGUGGGAGGGAGGCGAGGAGGGGGCUGGUGCGGUCGGCCAGUGGGGUGGAGCCGAGGCACUGCCGCAACCGCAGUGCGGGCGGUGGCAUGAGCAUCGGCGCCACCGGCAGCGUUGGCGUUGCUGUCACGUCCGCCCUGGGCCCCUUUGACAACUCCUUUCUUCCAAAGGCACCCGCAGCUCCACCACCACCCGCAGCAGGCCCGGCACGUGUGGAUGCUCGCAACCCUCGAAGGGGUCUGGUUCGGUCGGCCAGUGGAGUGGAGGCGAGGCACCGGCGCGAGCGGAGUGGAGGCGGCAGCAGCAGCGGCAGUGGGGGAGCCGCAGGCAUGGGGUGGCUGGCGGGCGGCAUGGGGGGGGGAGAGCAGGGGGAGCCGGGGGAGGAGAGGCGAAGUGAGGGCGGCAGGGCGUUCACGCGGUCGAGCAGCGGCGUGGAGGCGCGGCACAGGAGGCAGCGCAGCAGCGGCGCUGGCAGCACGGGCGGUGCGGGCGGCAUUCUCGGCUCGCUGCUGUCGCGCCCGGGUGCAGUGGAGGGGGGUGCGGCGGGCGACAGGGACGGUGGUGAGGGCAAGGCGAGCAGCAAGGGGGGGGGCUUUGGGUUGGUGCGCAUGGCAACGAUGGAGAGGCGGCGCGGCAAAGGCCGCAGCAACUCCGUGGUGGAUGACAGGCUGGCUGCCAGCCCCUUCCAGGACCUCUCCUGGGAUUAG